AUGGCCCAGAGGGUACUGUUUCUUCAAAUUGCUUGAAGACUCUAGAGCUUCUUAAGAAGUCGCUGCAAAGCUUGGAGAUUAACAUUAAGGAACUAUCAGCAUAUCCAGGCUUUAAAUUAAACUUUAGUAUGGAAACACUUUUAACUCUUCAUGUUGAAAAUCAACAUGCAGUAACCCAUUUCAAGCGAGACACCUUUACGCUAUACGAGUAUGCCCUAAUAUUUGGUUCCUCAGUUGCAGAAGCUGUUAAGCGUGUAUCUAAAUGGGCGGCAACUUAUUAUACACAUCGUGAUUCAUAUUAUAAGCGUCCUUCAACAAGUUCUUUUUCAUCACCACAUGUAAACAUCCCCAGGCCUCCCUCCCAAGUGUUGAGCAGAAAUGAAGAAGCCAAAAUGAGAGCAUGGGCUAAAAGACAUGGCAAAUGUGUUAGGCAAAGGAAUGUCAGGCAGGACAACACAAAGGACAGAAGUGGCACACUACCUUUAAAUCUCUAUGAAACAGAAACAGUUUUGAAUCCUUUAGAUUUAAAACUCCUCUGCAGCUCUCAAACAGAAGUUCAGGAAGACCAAGAAGAGGCUGAUGGUCAUGAUUCUAGCGAGAACUUGCAGCUUGAAAACCAACAAAGUGAAGAAUAUGAACAAGAAGACAGUUAUAGCGAUAGUGAAUCAGACAGUGAUGAUGAAGUUGAGGAUGAAUCUGUCGACUCUGUUACUACCACUGCAAUGAAUCUUUUGGAACCGACAAGACUUGGUCGAGUUAGACGACUGACAAAAAGAAUGUCAGAUUACCUUCAAAUGUAAAGGUAUUUUUUCUUAAAUUAUUAAAAUGGGAUUUCGAAAACCUGCAAUGGGAUUUUUGAAAAAUGUAUGACUGGGAAUGGGAUUUUAAUGAAAAAGGUAG
Messenger RNA from Exaiptasia diaphana, 900 nucleotides. RefSeq lists its product as uncharacterized. Bases 129 to 800 code for a protein of 223 amino acids. NCBI's taxonomy places the organism in Eukaryota, Metazoa, Cnidaria, Anthozoa, Actiniaria, Aiptasiidae. The transcript has a single exon. The record is from RefSeq and is a predicted model, not a curated record.